Malania oleifera is the source of this 877-nucleotide messenger RNA. RefSeq lists its product as uncharacterized. The coding region runs from base 136 to 651 and encodes 171 amino acids. The transcript has 3 exons. The record is from RefSeq and is a predicted model, not a curated record. Lineage: Eukaryota; Viridiplantae; Streptophyta; Magnoliopsida; Santalales; Ximeniaceae.
UCAUUUCUUUCCGCAAUCGCGCUUUUCAAAAUCUCGUUAAUUUCUACCGCCACUCGGCACUGAGCAGCGAAACCAAGAGAAGGAAAAGAUCCGUCUCGCAGCGUCUAAACUCGAAAGGAAUUAAGAGGCAGACCAAUGGAAAAAGAUCAGAUGGGGAAUGGUGAAGAAGAUCAACGGGUUGAGGAGGAUGACUUGCCUCUUCGGUCACGCCGAAGGCGUUCUGUGUCUCUGCUAUGGUGGCUUAUUGCAAUUGCAUUUUUUGUGGGUCUUGCUUUCAGGAAUGGUCUCCAAGAGCUGUGCCAUAUCACUAGGUCCCCUGAUACCAUAUUUAUCUUGUGUGUAGUGUUCACUUGUGUUUAUGCUCAUUGCCAUCGCUCCCGCAAUGUUUCCCUUGGGGGGCUUUGGAGACGGGGAGCGGUAGUGGUGGUAUUUCUUCAGUAUUUAUGUGUGAUUGUGCUCCGUGCCGUUCCAGCUUGCAGAAGACAUUCUUUAGGCGGGGAAGAGUCAUCGAGAUCCAUUAUUUUCGUGCUACGUUUUCUGGCAGCAGCUGCUGUCUUAUGGCUUUUCUUGGUUGCCUUUCUCAUCAUGGCACUCGUUGUCUUAUUGCUUUUCCAGGUUGCCCUUUUCAUCAUGGGACCUGCAGCUCAUUAGCAUCAAUAGUCCUCAAGCAGAAGCGCAGGCAAAUGAAGAAAUCGUUUAGCAUGAAGUGUAUACACAGAACUCUCAUGUACUAUUUCUGCAAUGUUUCUUGUUAGUGUAAAUCACAUCACCCCUUUGCUGUACAUAUAUGUAACUCUGUUCUGAAGUCUGAAUCCUUUUAACGCUGGCAUUGUACAUUUGAGAAUAAUAACAGAAUUACAGAGUUACAAAGUGAUGA